AUGAGCUUGACUUCGCGCGUGUUCAGCCUGUUCACAUCGACAGAGAAGCCCGCCGAUACCACUUCGCCGGCUGUUCCUUCGGCCAAUACCCACGAUGCCGCUCAUACUGCGCCGAUAAGGACGUCAACAGACACGGAUGUACACAAUGGACUGGCAGACCUCGAAGAGGAGGAGCCUCGUCCUCCAUAUCUACAUGCAAUGCUCGCUGGUGGUAUAGGUGGUACCUGCGGUGAUAUGCUUAUGCAUUCAUUAGAUACUGUCAAGACGCGUCAACAAGGCGACCCUCACAUUCCUCCCAGAUACACUUCGAUGACGUCGUCAUAUGCGACAAUAUACCGACAAGAAGGGCUUCUGCGUGGACUGUAUGGUGGGGUUACGCCUGCCCUGAUGGGCUCGUUCCCGGGUACACUGAUCUUCUUCGGUGUUUAUGAGUUCACGAAGCGGAAGAUGCUGGACGCGGGGAUCAAUGCCAAUGUGGCGUAUCUAUCUGGUGGAUUUUUCGCAGAUCUGGCCGCCUCGGUCGUUUAUGUUCCUUCAGAGGUUGCGAAGACUCGACUACAACUUCAGGGCCGCUAUAACAACCCGUACUUCAAAUCCGGAUACAACUACCGCUCCACUGCAGAUGCCUUCCGCACCAUCGUUCGUCAGGAAGGAUUCUCUGCGCUCUUCUACGGCUACAAGGCUACGAUUUACCGCGAUCUUCCGUUCUCCGCCUUGCAAUUCGCGUUCUAUGAGCAAGAACAGAGGCUGGCCAAGGAGUGGGUUGGUUCUCGAGAUAUCGGGCUGGGUUUGGAAAUCUUUACAGCCGUUACGGCCGGUGGAAUGGCAGGUGUCCUCACGUGUCCUAUGGACGUGGUAAAGACGCGGGUUCAGACGCAGCAGAACCCGCCGGAGCCUACUGCGGCUCCAGCCCACAAACCCUCGGUAGAGCAGAAACCAAAGUCCGGGAUGCAGACGCAAUCACGAUCGAUUUCUACGAGGGCGCCCGCGGCGUCUCCCGCACCACCCGGAGCAUUGCGGCUGGACAACUCGUCAUUCUUUACCGGCUUGAAGAUGAUUUACAAGACGGAAGGAAUUGCAGGUUGGUUCCGAGGUGUCGGCCCGCGCGGAGUGUGGACCAGUAUUCAGAGCGGGACGAUGCUGGUCAUGUACCAAUACCUGCUCAAGCAGUUCGAAGCGUUCAGCGAAGCAGACGAUACGAACCCCCUCUGA
Molecule: messenger RNA, 1212 nt
Organism: Aspergillus mulundensis
Lineage: Eukaryota; Fungi; Ascomycota; Eurotiomycetes; Eurotiales; Aspergillaceae
Product: putative mitochondrial carrier protein
Exons: 3
Coding region: 1-1212 (403 amino acids)
Biological process (GO): magnesium ion export from mitochondrion
Molecular function (GO): magnesium ion transmembrane transporter activity
Source: RefSeq, a predicted model, not a curated record